Molecule: messenger RNA, 1830 nt
Organism: Ceratotherium simum simum (southern white rhinoceros)
Lineage: Eukaryota; Metazoa; Chordata; Mammalia; Perissodactyla; Rhinocerotidae
Product: UDP-glucuronosyltransferase 2C1-like
Molecular function (GO): glucuronosyltransferase activity
Source: RefSeq, a predicted model, not a curated record
UCAUGCACUUGGUUUAAGCCCUGGUUUUGUUCAAGCAGGAGCUGAUCAUGAAGACUGUGAAAGGCUUCUGCGUCCUCUUCAUGCUGCAUCUGUGUUUCUUCGACUCUGGAAGGGCUGGGAAAGUACUUGUAUGGCCCAUGGAUUUUAGUCAUUGGAUUAAUUUAAAAGUUAUUCUGGAAGAACUCAAUCUCCAUGGGCAUGAAAUAACCAUCCUCGUACCUUCACCUAGCCUUGUGAUUGAUCAUACCAAGAUUCCCUGUAAUGUAGAGAUCCUUCAACUUUCAGUAACUAAAGAAACUCUCAUGGAAGAGCUCAAUACCUUUCUCUAUACAACUACUGUUGAACUGCCGAAACUUUCAUGGUGGGACAUGCAAGUAAAACUGACAGAAAUGAACCAGGAGGUUUUAAGGACAUUCAGAAGAGUAUGUGACAGUGCUAUCACAAAUAAGGAGUUACUCAGCAGGCUACAGGCAGCUAACUUUGAUAUCUGCAUUGCUGAUCCUUUAAGCUUUUGUGGGGAGUUGUUGGCUGAGCUUCUCAAUAUCCCAUUUAUAUACACUUUUCGGUUUUCCAAUGGGAAUGUCAUUGAGAGACUGUGUGGUGGGCUUCCCAUCCCUUCUUCUUAUGUUCCUGGCAGCACAUCAGGACUGACUGACCACAUGACUUUUGUACAGAGGCUGGAGAGUUGGUUAUUGUAUGUAAUGACUGAUAUGAUAUAUCUAUAUUAUCUACUUCCAGAAUGGGAUGAGUACUAUAGCAUGGUCUUAGGAAAACCUACCACAUUAUGUGAGACUAUGGGGAGAGCUGAUAUGUGGUUGAUUCGAACCUCCUGGGAUUUUGAAUUUCCUUACCCUUAUUUACCUAAUUUUGAAUUUGUUGGAGGACUACACUGCAAGCCUGCAAAGCCCCUACCUAAGGAGUUAGAAGAGUUUGUCCAGAGCUCUGGAGAAGAGGGAGUUGUGGUCUUUACUCUGGGGUCAAUGAUCCAAAACCUCACAGAAGAAAAGUCUAACAUGAUUGCAUCAGCCCUUGCCCAGAUUCCACAGAAGGUUCUGUGGAGAUACACAGGAACAAAACCAGAUACAUUAGGACCCAAUACACGGCUAUAUGAAUGGAUUCCACAGAAUGAUCUUCUUGGUCAUCCCAAAACCAGAGCUUUUAUCACUCACUGUGGAACCAAUGGGAUCUAUGAAGCUAUUUACCAUGGGGUCCCUGUGGUGGGAAUUCCCAUAUUUGGUGAUCAGUUUGGUAAUAUUGCUCGUAUGAAGGCCAAAGGGGCAGGUGUUGAAGUAGACUUGCAUACAAUGAAGAGUUCGGAUCUGCUUACCGCUAUGAAGGCCGUCAUUAACAACCCUUCCUAUAAAGAGAAUGCUAUGAAGUUAUCAAGAAUUCACCGUGAUCAGCCUAUGAAGCCCCUGGACCGAGCAGUCUUCUGGAUUGAGUUUGUGAUGCGCCACAAAGGAGCCGAACACCUGCGGCCACCCUCCCACAAUCUCACCUGGUACCAGUACCAUUCUUUGGAUGUGAUUGGGUUCUUGCUAGCAUGUGUGGCAACUGUUAUGUUUCUGGUCACAAAAUGUUGCCUGUUUUGUUGCUGGAAGUUUGGUAAGACAGGAAAGAAGAAAAAGAGAGACUAGUUUUCUUUGACUUUGGCUGGAAAUCUUGAUCAGGCCCAUCAUAAUUAAUCCAGCCACUGAUUUGAAGAGAAUCUUCUCCUACUCUUCCAAGUUCUUGUCUGUUCCUCAGCUUAUCAAGUCAGAGAUUAAAGACUCUUCCAAGGAGUUGGCCACAUGAUUUAGAAUUAAGGUUUUAAGUAAUGUAAUUUUUAAA